CGGGGAACGGUAGAAGCCUCAAAAUUCCCAUGCAAACCCCCUAUGCAGAUCCACCAAAUCUAGAAAUUCACUGUUUGGCUGCUAAGAAAUCUUCAUAAAAGGAUAAAAAGAAAAGAAGACAAAGUAAAGAGAAAGAAGAUUCCUUCUUUAGUUUUAAACGUGUAAUUACAACUGUCCACCUCCCGGAAAAAAAUUCCCUGCUUCUUUUUGAUUCUCUGUUUUUUUUUCCAUUCGCUCUCGGAUUGGAGAAUUUCGUUUCCCUCAUUUGUUUCUUGUCAACCAAACAGAAGAAUGAGAGUUCGACGAGCGAAAACCGGUCUGGGAAACACAAUGCAGGGAUGAUAUUUAGCAUUGGAACUCAGUUCACAAUCGGCAGAGUGGUUUCUCAAUGGGGCAUGAACUCAAAUCUUUGUUUCAAUUAGAUACCAGGAAAUUGAUAUGGCUUAUAGGAAUAACAUUUGUUGUGAUUAUAACAUUCCAGUAUCUUGAACUACCGUAUGGGAAUGUUCUGUCGACUUUAUUUCCUUCUGGUAAGGUUUCAGUUGAGGGACAAAGUAGUUUUUUAGCUAGUGGUCCAUCAUCAGCUGAGGCAGAUAUGGCACAUAAUGUGACUCAUUUGAUUGGUUUGGACAACAAUGGUACACAUGCUGCUAAUGAAAUGGUUCAUGAUAACGAAUUCUCUAAAGGAAAUGACACAGAUUUGAAUAAUGAUGUUAUAUCAGAAACAGAUGUGGGCUUGAAUAAAUCUUCUACAUUUGAUGAAGGUAGUGAAUCACAAAAGGAGACAUCAACUGGGGAGUUGGUAGAAAUAAGUAAGAAUUCAACAGUGGGCUACGCUGAAAGCUCCAAGAAUAAGACUAUAGCAGAGGAGGAUGGUGAUCUCUCAUGGCAGUCCGAGGAGGAAGGUAACUUGACAAGUUUAAAUAGUUUUAACCAAACCGGUGCUGCUAAUAAAACACCUAGUGAUUUUGGGACCCCUGAAGGAAACAAAGAUCAGAAUAAUGUUAUCAUAUCAGAAGGAGAAAUAGGCUUGAAUAGAACUUCUAUAUUAGAUGAGGAUAGCACUUCUUCUAGGGAGUCUUCAACUGAGGAAUUUGUGGACUUAAACAAAAAUUCCACCAUGGACUUUGCUGAAAGUUUCAAUAAGACUGUAGCUGAGGAGGCCAGCAAAACUGAGGAAAGCUUUUCUGUAAAGAAUGAUACCGGUGAUGUUAACACUUCAAACAACAAUAUUGGGAACGGAAAUAUUACUUUAUCAGCAGAAAGUACAGAGUCUUCAGAUUCUGGUCUUGGAUCUCCUUUGCCUGCCUUAACCCCAACAAAUUCGUCAACUAACAAGACCUUAGAAAAAGAUGUUGAGACAAAUAUCCAGAUUCCUGUUGUGUCUGUCAAUGCCAGUAUAUCUUCACUGGAGCAACAUGUGACACCAAGUUUUGACAAGAAUGAAAAGGUGGAAGAGAUUCAGAACAAUUUCACCACAUCAAGUGAUAACUCUUCUCCCACCAAUACUCCUGAGGUGGAGAAAAAGCCUGAGAUGCCACCUGCACUAACUACAAUAGCUGAUAUGAACAAUUUGUUUUAUCAGAGUCACGUUUCAUAUUAUUCAAAGACACCAAGAUGGUCUUCAGGAGCAGACCAAGUACUACUAAAUGCAAGAUCACAGAUCGAGAAUGCACCCAUCAUAAAGAAUGAUCCGCGACUUUAUGCGCCUCUUUUUCGGAAUGUUUCUAUGUUCAAAAGGAGCUAUGAGUUGAUGGAAAGCACACUCAAAGUAUACGUCUACAAGGAAGGAAAAAGGCCCAUAGUACAUACACCGGUUCUGAAGGGUAUUUAUGCCUCUGAAGGAUGGUUCAUGAAGCAGCUGGAAGCUAAUAAAAAAUUUGUUACUAACAACCCAAGAGAAGCCCACUUGUUUUACUUACCUUUUAGUUCUAGAAUGCUAGAGGAGACCUUAUAUGUGCCUAAUUCUCACAAUCAUAAAAACCUUAUAGAGUAUUUGAAGAACUAUGUGGGCAUGAUUGCAGCAAAAUAUCCUUUCUGGAACAGAACUGAAGGAGCUGAUCAUUUUCUUGUUGCUUGCCACGACUGGGCACCAUCUGAAACAAGGAAACACAUGGCCAAUUGCAUUAGAGCCCUCUGCAAUUCCGACAUUAGAGAAGGUUACAUAUUUGGCAAGGAUGUGUCUCUUCCUGAGACCUAUGUUCGGAAUCCUCAGAAACCUCUCAGAGACCUUGGAGGCAAACCUCCUUCUAAAAGAUCAAUCCUGGCUUUCUUUGCAGGAAGCAUGCAUGGUUAUUUAAGGCCAAUUCUGUUAGAACAGUGGGGAAACAAAGAUCCUGACAUGAAAAUCUUUGGUAGAAUGCCUAACGUUAAGGGGAAAAUGAACUACAUCCAGCACAUGAAGAGCAGCAAGUACUGCAUUUGUCCAAGAGGUUACGAGGUUAAUAGCCCACGAGUGGUAGAGGCCAUUUUCUAUGAAUGUGUACCAGUGAUCAUAUCUGACAAUUUUGUGCCUCCUUUUUUCGAGGUUUUGAAUUGGGAAUCCUUUGCUGUCUUUGUUCUGGAGAAGGAUAUUCCUAAUUUGAGGAAGAUCCUCCUAUCGAUCCCUGAGAAGAGGUACCGGCAGAUGCAGCUGAGGGUCAAAAAGAUACAGCAGCAUUUUCUUUGGCAUCCCAGACCUGAGAAGUAUGAUAUAUUUCAUAUGAUUCUCCACUCAGUUUGGUACAAUAGAGUUUUCCAAAUGAAACCGAGGUAAGUAAACAGAAGCUUUGGUAAAUAGAUGCUGAGAUUUUCUUCUUUCUUUUCAUUUUCAUUGAUAGAAUAGGUUGAGCUAUUUUAGUACAAAAUCUGUUUCCACAUUAUUUUUGUUGUAUACAAGAAUGAUUGAAUAAAGUUACGCUGAUGCUUUCCCCCCCGUGUGGGUUUAGCAUCCAAUACCACUCAUUUGGAAAGCUUCCUCUUCAAUGGUUUUCUUGAAAUUUGUGGUAACCUUUUCAUUUAUAA
This is a messenger RNA of Theobroma umbraticum, 3003 nucleotides long. RefSeq lists its product as uncharacterized. Gene Ontology annotation, molecular function: glycosyltransferase activity. The record is from RefSeq and is a predicted model, not a curated record. NCBI's taxonomy places the organism in Eukaryota, Viridiplantae, Streptophyta, Magnoliopsida, Malvales, Malvaceae.